Schistosoma turkestanicum is the source of this 1521-nucleotide messenger RNA. Lineage: Eukaryota; Metazoa; Platyhelminthes; Trematoda; Strigeidida; Schistosomatidae. The record is from the annotation of a GenBank genome assembly.
GAUAGAAUUAUUUUGCAGAAAAAUAAAGUUGAAUUAUUGCCAUCAUCAUCAUCAUCAUCCUUAUCAACCAACAUGAUUGAAUCUGUUGAAAAUCAAAUGCGUCAUUUAAUACAAGCUGAUUGUAUGCGUAUUGUAGAAAUGAAAAAAUCGAAUCAUUUACUACUUCCUGAUCAACAACAACAACAACCGCAUUCUAAUGAAGAAUUGGAAGGUGCAAUGAUGCAGAAUCAUACAGAAUUGAUGCCUAAAACUCGUUUCAAUCCGAUUGGUGUUGAUACCUCCAAUUCCAUUGAAAUCGGUGGCGGUGACGGUGUCGGUGUCGGUGUGGAUGACACCGAAGACGAAUCGGAUAGUGAUCAUUUAGAGGAUAUUGAAAAUAUUUGUGGAUAUGGAAAAAAAGAUGAUAUAAAACCUGGUACAGUUGAAGAUGCUUUAUCCAUUUUAACAUCACUGACAACAACAACCACAUGCACACAAUCACGUAGUUCGAGUCUAGUGUCUGGCACUUUGCAACAUUCUUUGCCAGUUAAUAAAGACACACUGUCAUUAUCAGGAUCAAUGCAUACACCGAAUUCUCAUGCAACACAUUAUCUAGUCAAUAAUAAAUCAAGUACCAGUCAACAAUCAUCCAUCACUGCAACGCAGUCGAAACAAUUGAAAAAUAAGAAGAAGAAAUGUCCUCCACCAUCGAAACAUAUUGCAAAAAUUGGUGCACAAGCUGAAGCGAAACAUCGACAAACUGUUGUUAGUAGUAAUAAUAACAAUAAUAAUAGUUCAAACAAUUCAAAUCUACAUGAUCCUAUCGAUACUGGUAAAUUGUCUCGUUGUAAACGUGAUGAUAUGGAAGCAUUUUUAUUCAAUGAUUCAGAUGUUAUUCAUUUAGAUACUGUUGAUAAAGAUAAUAUCCUACCUGAAGGUGGACGUAAUCGUGAACGUGUUAUCGAAAAGGAGGUGAAUGCUCGAAAAGCAGCCGCUGUCGAUAUUGCUAAACAACGUCAAGACAAUUUAGAACAACGUAAACAACAACAAGAAAAAGCUGAUCAACGUCGUCAAACCGCCAAUAAAAGAGCACAAAAAGUGGAAAAACGUCGAUUAUAAAUAACUCAAAUUGUGUCAUAUCAACUAUGUGAUCUUUCGCUCUUUCUUAACUGACUCACAAACAGAUGAGAUGAGAUGAAAUUGUGUAUAAUUAUGUGUAUUUUUUUCCAUCCAUGUUGAAUAAUUUCUUGACAAUCUGACUACUUUGUUUGUUUGUCUUUACUUUCCUUGUCUUCUCGUCUGUUUUCUUCAAUGAUUUGCCUACUUAGUCGAGUUUCUCACUCUCUCGCUCUGUCUCUCGGUUCACUUACAUUGUUGGAGUUUCAGAUGUAUAGUUAGUAAGUAGUAUUGUACAUGUAUAUAUAUAUACCUCUAUUGUAUUAUGUGUAUAUGAGAGUUUCUUUUCGGACACUUGCCGCUAUCUUAUAAUUUCAACUUACUGACUAAAUGAUUUAAUUUAUGUGUGUGAAAUUAUGAAAUAAU